AUGGCCCUCACUCGGUCUUUGUACAAUGAUCCCACGAUGACAACAAGAUCCCUGACGAGGCUUCCACUUCUCACCACCUGCCAGCCUCUGCCCCUUGCCCACGCCGUCCAGCUGGCACCAUGGAAGAGAUUUGCAAGAGGCCAGGCCUUCGAUGCCUCAUUUGACCCUGACGACCUGGCAGAGGCCAGGAGGUGGCGUCAGGGCUUCAGCGAGGCUGCCAUACCCAAGGGCACAACCUCAUUUGCCAGGUCGAGUGGUCCAGGUGGGCAACACGUGAACAAGACUGAGACCAAGGCAAUCACCACCUGGUCCGUGUCAGAACUGAGCCAGGUCGUGCCAAAGCUCAUGCGCCCUCUGUUGCGCUCCUCCAAGAACUACGUCAAGGGGAAAGACUGCAUCUCGUUUCAGGCGCAGACAAAGCGCGACAGGAACGCAAAUGCCGACGAGAACCGGGCCAAGCUGCUGGAAGAGCUGCACCAGAUGUACAGUGAUGCCGUGCCCGGUGACACGAGCGCUGAGAAGGUGCAAAAGCACAAGGCACUCGAGAGGUCAUUCCGAGAGUCCAGGCUGAAGGCGAAGAAACAUCAAAGCUCAAAGAAGCAAUCCCGAAGGGGCGGUUCCGAGUAG
This is a messenger RNA of Diaporthe batatas, 627 nucleotides long. RefSeq lists its product as uncharacterized. The coding region runs from base 1 to 627 and encodes 208 amino acids. Lineage: Eukaryota; Fungi; Ascomycota; Sordariomycetes; Diaporthales; Diaporthaceae. Gene Ontology annotation, cellular component: mitochondrial large ribosomal subunit. Gene Ontology annotation, molecular function: translation release factor activity. Gene Ontology annotation, biological process: mitochondrial translational termination. The record is from RefSeq and is a predicted model, not a curated record. The transcript is spliced from 3 exons.